Messenger RNA from Ichthyophthirius multifiliis, 369 nucleotides. RefSeq names its product sterol carrier protein 2, putative. The record is from RefSeq and is a predicted model, not a curated record. Gene Ontology annotation, cellular component: cytosol. The transcript has a single exon. NCBI's taxonomy places the organism in Eukaryota, Ciliophora, Oligohymenophorea, Hymenostomatida.
AUGGCUUUAAAAUCUGAAAAACUUUUCGAAUAAAUGACUCCUUUCCUCGCUGAAAAAGGUAAGGAUUUAGUUACUAAAAUAAAAGCAGUUUAUCAUUUUUAAGUAAUGAAAACAAAAGGAGGUGAGGUUACAACUUGGACUAUUGAUUUAAAAAAUGGAAACGGAAAAGUUGUAAAAGGAGCUGAAGGAACCCCUGAUUGCACCUUCAUUUUAUUAGAUGAUGAUGUAAUAGCUUUAGCCAAUAGAACAUUAAACCCUUAAUAAGCUUUUAUGAAUGGAAAAAUGAAAAUUAAAGGAAAUAUGAGUGCUGCAACUAAAUUUACACCUGAUUUACUUCCCAUAAUGCCCAAGCUUUGAUUAUUAUAUAAU